This is a messenger RNA of Racocetra persica, 2104 nucleotides long. The record is from the annotation of a GenBank genome assembly. Lineage: Eukaryota; Fungi; Glomeromycota; Glomeromycetes; Diversisporales; Gigasporaceae.
AUGGACGCUACGUUAAUUAAAACUGUUAAUAAACUUCAGGAUGCCUUUGCAACUGUCGGAGUUCAAAAUCCUGUUGAUUUACCGCAGAUUGUAGUUAUUGGCUCUCAAUCAAGUGGUAAAAGUUCAGUAUUAGAGAAUAUUGUGGGACGUGACUUCUUACCUAGAGGUACUGGCAUUGUGACCCGAAGACCUUUGGUCUUACAACUUAUAAAUCGACCGUCAAGUUCAGCUGCAAAAACUGAAGAUAACCCAGGUAAAGAAAAUGUGAAAGACGCACCUGUAAAACCCGUGAAACCUGUGAAUUGUAAAGAAUCAGAAACAUCAAAUAAUGAAGAUGAGUGGGGAGAGUUUUUACACAUGCCUGGCGUAAAAUUUAAUGAUUUCAACAAGAUUCGUGAUGAGAUUGUCAAGGAUACUGAAGCAAAAACGGGAAAAAAUGCCGGCAUCUCUCCAGCACCUAUAAACUUAAGAAUAUAUUCACCUAAUGUACUUACAUUAACACUUGUUGAUUUGCCUGGACUUACAAAGGUGCCCGUUGGAGAUCAGCCAAAGGACAUUGAAAAGCAAAUCAAAGAUAUGAUUUUGAAAUAUAUCACCAAACCAAAUGCAAUUAUUCUUGCAGUUACUGCUGCCAAUACUGACCUGGCUAAUUCAGAUGGGUUGAAACUGGCCCGUGAAGUAGAUCCCGAAGCGCAGAAGGUCAAACUUGACCAUUAUGACUUUUUACUUGAAAAUAGGGACCAAGGAACAGAUGUCGUGGACAUUUUGGCGGGCCGUAUUAUUCCUCUGCGUCUCGGUUAUGUACCUGUUGUGAAUCGUGGUCAAAAGGACAUUGAUAGUAGGAAAGCUAUUGCUGCCGCACUUGAAGCUGAAAAAAAUUUCUUCGAGAACCAUCCGGCUUACAAGAGCAAGGCACAAUAUUGUGGGACACCUUUUCUUGCCAGAAAAUUGAACAUGUCACUUGGGGAUCCUUUAGAUGAAGGUCUUAAUAAUAGUGCCAAUAUUGUCCUAAAUAUUAUUACAGAAUUUUGUACAGAAUUUCGCACAAUCAUUGACGGCAAUUCCAAUGAACUUUCUUCUUUCGAGUUAUCUGGCGGUGCACGUAUUAGCUUUGUUUUUCAUGAAGUGUUUGCUAGUGGUAUAAAGACAAUAGAUCCUUUUGAUCAAAUAAAAGAUGUAGACAUUAGAACGAUACUUUACAAUUCUUCGGGAUCAGCACCAUCUCUCUUUAUUGCUUCAACUGCAUUUGAAGUGAUCAUAAAGCAACAAAUUAAACGCCUAGAAGAACCUAGUUUAAAAUGUGUGACGUUAGUGUACGAAGAAUUGGUUCGAAUUUUAUCUCAAUUGUUGCAAAAACAAUUGUUCAAACGUUUUCCUGGACUAAAAGACAAGUUUUACUCUGUUGUCAUUAACUUUUACAAGAAAGCUCUGUCACCUACGAACAAACUUGUGCAAGACCUUGUUAACAUGGAAGCAAGUUAUAUUAACACUGGCCAUCCUGAUUUCUUAAAUGGCCACAAAGUCAUUGCAUCUAUUAAUGAUAAAUAUAACCCAAAGCCCGCAAACCCUGCAGAUCCAAAAACAGGUCGUGGAAGCAUUACUAAUCUUACUAAUCCGAGUCCGAAUCCACUUCUGCCAGACUCCGAAUCGGGGAACACUGGAUUCUUUGGAAGUUUCUUUACAGGAAACAAAAAGAAGAAAGCUGGCGUCAUGGAACCUCCGCCACCAGUUUUGAAAGCGUCAGGAAAUCUCUCGGAACGAGAAUCAAUGGAAACCGAAAUUAUAAAGACACUUAUCCAAUCAUAUUUCAACAUUGUAAAAAGAACUAUCGUCGACAUGGUUCCAAAGGCUGUUAUGCUGAAUCUUGUCUCACAUACCAAAGAAGAACUCCAACGAGAACUGUUGCAAGAACUAUAUAAAGCAGAUGUUCUUGAUGAAUUACUUAAAGAAAGUGAAUACACUCAACAAAGGCGAAAAGAGUGUAAAAAGAUGAUUGAAGCCUUGCAAAAGGCCGAUGAGGAUGGGAUCGGCUUGGUUCAAAAAGCCACGCCGAGCCGGCUCGAACUGAUAGCUCAAGCCAGCUCGAGUAUGUUGGCUCAAGAAA